AUGGUGGUUACCCGGAGCCAAGACGGCAGGGAACCCGCGGAGGAGCAGCCGAGAACGCGACAAGCCACGCUGAGGCGAACGUUCGCGGAGCCGCCGCAAUCACCUUCGACUGGACCACUACGAGAAGAGGGUCAAGAAAUGGAACCCCCGAGAGGAGAGGGGCAAGAAAGAGAACCCUCACGAACAGAGGUGCCAAGAACUGUGACCAUACGUGCGCCAUCAGUGAGGUCAACCUCAAGUGCGACCGCCAGAAUAAGAGCAGCGGAGAUCGCGGCAGCGGAACGGUUGGCUGCGAUUAGAAAGAAGGAACUUGAACUCGAAGCGGACCUUAUAAAGAAACGUUUGGCCGCCGAGAUCGAAGACAUUCAAGAAGAAGAGAGAGUUGCGAGCGAAACCGGCGACCACGCACACGAGCGGGUCGAAGGCUGGCUACGCGAGCAGCCGAUUGCGACCGCGACAACUACGACGCGUGUUGAGGAUACGGGUGCGCCACGGGGGGAGCCCCCCGAUGAGGGGCGCUACUCAAGAUCGCCGACGCGGACGCCUGCGCGGGAACGUCAAAGAAGCAGCGGGCGCGCUAUCGAACAACUAGCAGAAGCCAUCAGAGAUAUGGCAUAUCGGCCGGGCAGACAGGAAUUGCCAAUAUUCAGCGGAGCAGCAACGGAAUGGCUUCCGUUUAGAGCGGCGAUCCGUGAUUCCGGGAUUCUAACGAAGGGAACACCGGCCGACAAUCUAGCAAAGCUGCGGUCAAGUUUAAGGGGAGAGGCCAGAGAGGUCGUCGCGGCUCUACUUUACACUGCAGCAGAUCCAGUGUUGAUAGUGAGAACGUUAGACCAGUACUAUGGAAGGCCAGAACACAUAAUAGAUCGUGCGCUGGAAGAGAUCAGACAUCUGCCGAAACCAGGAGCCGCAGCAAUGGAUCUCAACAAGUUCGCCAUCAAGCUCCAGAAUAUCGUAUCGAUUAUUCAGAACAUCGAUAACAGUGGAUAUUUGAUGAAUCCUAUGUUGGCGAGGGAUGUCAUUGAGAAACUCAAUCCUCACACACGGACGAGGUGGUGUGACUUCGCAGCGGACAGGAAGCGGCCGGGGGAAUCAGACAUCGUAGCACUGUCUCGCUUUCUAAUGGAAGAGGCGGACAAAGCGAUGAUGUACUCAUAUACGCCGAUGGCCUCCGGUUCCGGAACGCAAGCCUCAACUUCGAAGCCGCCAGUGAAGAAAAGUGCGCGAAUAUAUAACGCGAGUGAAACGACCGCACGCAAUGACAAUAAUGGACAAGUUAGUGACAAUAAAAGACAAAUAAAGUGCGUGUGUUGUGGUGGAGAUCACUUAGUGCCAGACUGUGAUCGGUUCAAAGACAAAAGUGAAUCGGAUCGGUGGGAACUGAUAAAGAAGUGCCGAUUGUGUUUCCUGUGCCUAGUGUCCACUCAUAGACGGCAAAACUGUAAAGCCCGUGCUUGUGAUCGUUGUGCUAGACCUCAUCACCACCUGCUGCACGCGGACCGGAGAACUACGCCUGUGCAGGAGACCGUCGUGACUGCGACCGCAACUACGGAUCGGCAGGUACUUUUAAAGAUGUGUCCGGUGACCCUGCGAGGCCCUCUAGGAGAGGUAAGGACCUACGCCCUUCUGGACGAAGGCGCUACGGUCUCACUGAUAGACGCUGACCUAGCGAAGUCGCUAACCAAGGGCGGGACGCCGAGGCCCAUAACCAUCAAGGGGGUCAAUGCGACAACGAAAGAGGAGGCCAGCCGCGAGGUACAGUUAAACAUAAAGGGCCGGUUCGAGAAUGAGGAGCACGAGCUGGUGUUGAGAACAAUGAAGAACUUCGAGCUGACACCUCAGACAGUACCAGGUCGUGUAUCGAAGUACCCGCACUUAAAGGACAUAGAAGGUCUGACCUAUGGAAAGGCGAAGCCACAGGUCCUAAUAGGGGCCGAUCAUUGGGACUUGCUCGUGGCCACCGACGUGAGACGAGGAGCAAAGCACGAGCCAGCGGCAACUAGGACUCCGCUGGGAUGGGUGGUUCAUGGGAUCCUGCCGUUCAGGAUGAUAAAGAAGAACGGUGGAACGGUGCUCCACAUCGUGGACAACCUAGAGAAGAUAGUGGCUUGGAAUUUUGAAAUGGAGGCGCUCGGUGUGGGUGUGAGGAAGGCCACCAAGCCCGCCGAGGAGAAGGCCGAAUCAACGUUUAGAGAGACAGUGCGCAGAACGCCAGACGAGCGCAUCGAGGUAGGGUUAACCUGGAAAGAAGGAAAUGUUACCCUACCUCCAAGCUACAAGGAGGCGCUGAAGAGACUCGUGAACCUCGAACGGCGGAUGGACCGAAAUCCGACAUUUAAAUCAAGUUACGAGCUGCAAAUAAGAAGAUUAAUAGAGAAAGGAUAUGUGGAACCCGUGACACGACUAGAAGAAGAAAAGAGGUGGUUCCUUCCGCAUUUCGCGACGACAAAUUUGAACAAACCAGAGAAGAUACGCCUGGUUUUUGACGCUGCAGCUCAAAGCGACGGACGCUGCUUGAACGACUAUUUACUGGAGGGGCCUAACCGUCUAAAGGACUUACCCGGCAUCUUGUACCGCUUCCGAGAGGAAGAAGUGGCAGUUUCCGCUGACAUCGCAGAAAUGUUCUUACAAGUGCAGGUUCGAAAGGAAGACCGGCCUGCGCUGACUUUCCUGUGGCGGGGGGAGGAUCGAACAAACCCGCCACAGCGAUAUCAGUUCAAGAGGUUAAUAUUUGGCGCAAACUGCUCCCCCUUUUUAGCACACAGUGCGCGAGACUAUAACGCCGAAUCUUUUAGAAAGGAGCACCCCAGAGCAUAUCGGGCCAUCACCCACUGUCACUACAUGGAUGACUAUAUAGAUAGUUUUAAAACAGAAGAAGAGGCGAGUGAAGUCGCUGAAGAAGUCAACUCAGUACACGAAAGAGCGGGUUUCAACCUCAGGUGUUGGAGCAGCAAUGCCACAGGAGUGCUAAAAACAUUGCCGGUCGAAAAGCUAGCUCGAGAAGAGGAUGUCAUCUUAACAAAUAGACCAGAGGCCCCCGACAAAACACUGGGCAUGAUCUGGCACCCUGCUACAGACCAGAUAGGGUUCAACACAAGGAUGGCACGGGUGCCAGCCGAGAUCAAGGACGGGAUGAAGAUACCAACCAAGCGACAAACACUAAGUCUGGUAAUGUCUCUCUAUGACCCACUGGGACUAAUUAGUCCGCACAUACUGACUGGAAGGAUUAUAUUAAAAGAUGUGUGGAAGUCAGAAAUUGAUUGGGACCAAGAACUGGAUGCGCCUGAAGCCCAAGAAAUAAAGAUUUGGCUCGGCAGGCUCGACCAAUUGGCGGAGAUUAAAAUCCAAAGGAAGUACGAUAAAUUGCGGGAAACGGAAGAGGGCGAACUACACGUGUUUUGCGACGCGAGCGAGCAGGGUUAUGCAGCAGUGGCAUACGCGCGCUUCCCAAAGAAGAACGGAGGCGCCGGGGUGAGCCUGCUCGCCUCCAAGGCGAAAGUAUCACCAAAGAAGACCCAGACUAUCCCAAGGCUGGAGUUGCAGGCAGCAGUGAUCGCAACUAGACUCGCGGUCUCCCUGAAGCGGGAGCAUCGAUUGCGGUUCAGCCGGACCUUCUACUGGACCGACUCCAGCACCGUCCUGCAUUGGAUAAAGAAUGGCGCCAAGCUCGAGCGACAGUACGUACAAGUAAGGUUGGGAGAGAUCCAAGAAGACUCCGAACCCCAAGAAUGGCGCUGGGUCCCCACCGAAAUGAAUGUCGCCGACGAGGCGACCAGGAAGAAACUGGAUGGGGAGGUCAUAACGACGACUUGGCUCAACGGUCCCGAGUUUCUGAAAGACCCGGAGGCCUCAUGGCCUGAACUGGAGGAGCGAGCGGUGCACACGGCGCAAGAGGAGCCACAUGACACCCUCAUAGACAUGAGCAGAUUCUCCAGCUAUGAGAAACUUGUGAGGACGUUGGCGUAUGUAUUGCUCUUCAUCCAAAGAGUGAAGACGAAGAGCAAAAGAGAACUGGACGUGCAGCACCUGGAAGGCGCGGAGAAGAUCCUAACCAUCAUGGCGCAACAGGAGAGUUUCCCCAAGGAAGUGAAAGAAUUGAGGACUGGAAAGCCGAUUCCAAAGGAAAGUCGACUAUUCGCGUUGGACCCUGCGAUGGCAUCAUCAGGAUGA
Molecule: messenger RNA, 4170 nt
Organism: Ostrinia nubilalis (European corn borer)
Lineage: Eukaryota; Metazoa; Arthropoda; Insecta; Lepidoptera; Crambidae
Exons: 1
Coding region: 1-4170 (1389 amino acids)
Biological process (GO): proteolysis
Molecular function (GO): nucleic acid binding; aspartic-type endopeptidase activity
Source: RefSeq, a predicted model, not a curated record